Messenger RNA from Saimiri boliviensis boliviensis (Bolivian squirrel monkey), 2906 nucleotides. It is a transcript of the gene CSNK1G2, whose product is annotated as casein kinase 1 gamma 2. Gene Ontology annotation, molecular function: ATP binding; protein serine/threonine kinase activity. Gene Ontology annotation, biological process: protein phosphorylation. The record is from RefSeq and is a predicted model, not a curated record. Lineage: Eukaryota; Metazoa; Chordata; Mammalia; Primates; Cebidae.
CGGCUGCGCAGUGAGGCGCGUAUGGCCGCCGCCCCCCCGCUGGCCGACGCUGGCGGCGUAAGGCGCGCGGGCCCCGGAGCGGGCGCGGCGGAGCGCGGCGAGCCCGGCGCUUCCCGCCCCGAACAUGCGGAGGCCGGCCCAGGCGGCGCGGGAGCCGGAGCGGGGGCCCGAGCGGGCGCCGGAGCCGGAGCGCGAGCGGGCGCGAGGCCCGGAGCGGGGGUCCUCACCGCGCUGCUGAGCCCGGGCCGGCAGCCCAGACGCUACCCACGGGCCCGGCCACAGCGGAGCCAAGCUGUGAACCGUGAGCUUUGAGGCAGUGGGACCUGUCAGCAGAAUGUCUCCUGCCCCCGAGAGCGACCCCGAGGCCACCAAGAUGAGCACCGCGGCCUGGCCGGCCCAAGCGCCUCCGUCUCAGUAGCCAGGAGCUGCGGGCCCUGCCCGCCCGCCCGCCGCCGGGAUGUUCUAGCCUCAGAGGAGCCAGGACCUCAGGUUUCCACAGACUUAGGAUUUGCACGGCAGCAGAGUCACCGUGGAGAGGCCAGGGUAUCACAAACUUAUGGAUUUUGACAAGAAAGGAGGGAAAGGGGAGACAGAGGAGGGCCGGAGAAUGUCCAAGGCCGGUGGGGGCCGGAGCAGCCACGGCAUCCGGAGCUCGGGGACCAGCUCGGGGGUCCUGAUGGUGGGCCCUAAUUUCCGUGUCGGCAAGAAGAUCGGCUGUGGCAACUUCGGAGAGCUCCGCCUAGGAAAGAAUCUCUAUACAAAUGAAUACGUGGCUAUCAAAUUGGAGCCGAUCAAGUCCCGGGCCCCACAGCUGCACCUGGAGUACCGGUUCUACAAGCAGCUCAGUGCCACAGAGGGCGUCCCUCAGGUCUACUACUUCGGCCCAUGCGGGAAGUACAACGCCAUGGUGCUGGAGCUGCUGGGGCCCAGCCUGGAGGACCUGUUCGACCUCUGCGACCGGACCUUCACGCUCAAGACGGUGCUGAUGAUCGCCAUCCAGCUGAUCACGCGCAUGGAGUACGUGCACACCAAGAGCCUCAUCUACCGGGACGUGAAGCCCGAGAACUUCCUGGUGGGCCGCCCGGGGACCAAGCGGCAGCACGCCAUCCACAUCAUCGACUUCGGGCUGGCCAAGGAGUACAUCGACCCCGAGACCAAGAAGCACAUCCCGUACCGCGAGCACAAGAGCCUGACGGGCACGGCGCGCUACAUGAGCAUCAACACGCAUCUGGGCAAGGAGCAGAGCCGCCGCGACGACCUGGAGGCGCUGGGCCACAUGUUCAUGUACUUUCUGCGCGGCAGCCUCCCCUGGCAGGGGCUCAAGGCCGACACGCUCAAGGAGCGGUACCAGAAGAUCGGGGACACCAAACGCGCCACGCCCAUUGAGGUGCUCUGCGAGAACUUCCCAGAGGAGAUGGCCACGUACCUGCGCUAUGUGCGGCGCCUGGACUUCUUCGAGAAGCCCGACUACGACUACUUGCGCAAGCUCUUCACCGACCUCUUCGACCGCAGCGGCUUCGUGUUCGACUAUGAGUACGACUGGGCCGGGAAGCCCCUGCCGACCCCCAUCGGCACGGUCCACACAGACCUGCCCUCCCAGGCUCAGCUCCGGGACAAAGCCCAGCCACACAGCAAAAACCAGGCGCUGAACUCCACCAACGGGGAGCUGAACGCUGACGACCCCACGGCGGGCCACUCCAACGCCCCUAUCACGGCACCCGCAGAGGUGGAGGUCGCCGACGAAACCAAAUGCUGCUGCUUCUUCAAGAGGAGAAAGAGAAAAUCGCUGCAGCGACACAAGUGACCGGGCGCAUGCAGCCCCUGAAUCUUCUCCGUGCAGCCCCUCGGGGCUUGAGCUUGUGUGAGGCCUUCGGGGCCCACCCACAGCGGCCCAGGGCCAGACCCUGGCUGGAAGCCAGGACGCAGACUGCAGGGGCCGCCCUGGCUGGGCUGGCGGCCCCACCCCAGGACGUGGGUCACUCCCUUCACGUAAGACUUUGGCGAUAUUCCUACACCUGUGUCUAGUCCUUCCCUCCAAGAGCAUUAACUAUUUAAAACAAGGAAAAAAGGAAAAAACAGAGGCCCGCCUUGCCCCCACGCCUGCCCCUCCGUUUCUUUGCUGAAGUGAGUAGUGUGAUCUGGGGGCUCUGGCUGAGGCCCGGCCCCACCGGCCUCCCCCGUUAGCGUCAUAAAGUCCAGCUUGUCUCCCUCGAUCCAAAGGCCGUUUUCUCGAGGGGAGGCAGGCCCGGCCUGGAGGGGUGCCGUGGGGCCGUCUUGCCCAGGCCCUCCUGGGAGGAGCACAGGCAUUGCUGCCAGGGGUGAGGCCGUGCCGCGGGCCUCCCCGAAACCAAAGGGGAAGGCGGGGGUGGCGCCACAGCUGAAGCCGGCUCCCCAACCAAAAUGCUGCACCAAAGCCUGGGCGCCGCGGGCACAACCCCGCAGCCUCUUCCCAGCUGGUCCCGGCGAGGGCAGGUGGGCCCUGCCAGGCGGGUGCUUCUCAGUGCACCUGCUCCCAGAGGCUGUGCCCCGACGCCCAGAACCCGAGGUGGGACGGCUGGCUGGUGUCGCCCUGCUCAGCCCCGGGCCGUGCUGCGUGGAUCGUGGGCACGGGGCUUCCUGCCUCUGUGCUCCGCCACCCAGCCAGCGGCCAGACAAAACGCCUUAAAGCCCCGGCCCAGCCCCGCAGGUGUGCGCGCAGGGGCCUGGGGGCGCCCUGGACUGGCAGGCGGUCCCCAGUGGGGUUGCCUGGAGGCUGCCAGGCAGAGUGGGGCAGCUUGGGGCCGUGGCUGGGAGUCUAGGGUUUGCUUUACCAAGUGUACAGAAAUGGCAUUCACGUUUCUUUGACGCUCCCUUGAAGCCAUAGAAUUUAGGGGCUUUUUUAAAAAAAUAAAAAAAAUGAAAUCAAA